AUGGCGUCCUCCUACGGCGAUCGCUACGACCGGCCUCCUCCUCCUCAUCAAUCUUGCACACCCUUCGCUCUGGCUUUGCACGACCCCUACGACUACGGCUACGGCUACGACCAACGAUAGCAUCAAUAGUAUCCACCUCGGCCUCCGUACGGGUCGUCGGCGUCAUCGUCAUUCGGGUCCAAGUAUUGUUCAUGGUUCCCGCCGGGGACCGACCCUUCUGCGAUUCGGAGCUUUGAGAUGGGCGAUAGGGAUAGGAGCGGGUACAUAGACGUGGCCGAGUUGCAACAGGCUCUCCGUUUCGUGUCGUAUCGUAGGUUCAAGAUCAGAACCGUUCGGUUGCUCAUGUUCCUGUUCAAGAAUCUCAAUGACCCUCUUCGACUUGUUGGCCCCAAAGAGUUCGCUGCUUCGUGGAGCUGCAUCGGGUAAUGGAGGGCCAUAUUCAAGAGAUUCGACAGAGAUAGAAGCGGAAAAAUUGACUCAACAGAACCGAGGGUUGCUCUUUACAGUCUAGGCUAUGCGAUCCCACCGUCCGUUCUCCGAGCCGAUAGCAACGGUAGGGGAUACGAAUUUAAUUUCGAUGCUUUCGUCGAGUGUGGAAUGAUUGUGAAAGGACUGAUGGAGAGAUUCAAAGAGAAAGAUUGACGAUACACGGGAUCGGCAACACUCGGAUAUGAUGACUUCAUGGGAUAUCCAGUUGUAAUACGCAAUUGUGUUACAUGUGACAUUAUAAAGGUGCAUGAUGAUGCUAUAAUUAUGAUGAUCCAGCAAUUUGCACUUCAGUUUGGUGCUACGGGGUUUUUACGGUUUUAUGCAACCGUAGCCGAACACAAAAUGAGAGAUAAUUCAGGCGAGGAAGGUUCGAAUGUUGGUGAAGAUGGCGAUUUGCUUAAUCGACGCGCAGCGAUCGAUGAUAAUGAUGAUGAUGAUGAUGAUGAAGAAGAUGAUCAUUGGAUGGACACCGAUGGCAAUGAUGAAAAAGAUGUCGGAUGUAGCAAUAUGAAUGCUUACUACAAUACCCAAGUCAAUAAUCCCAUUUUGGCGUUGGUACAUCCAUCGCUUUAUUCAAAGAUCGAUUUUGACAUGAUGUAA
Rhodamnia argentea is the source of this 1089-nucleotide messenger RNA. Its product is annotated as calcium-binding protein CBP. Gene Ontology annotation, molecular function: calcium ion binding. The record is from RefSeq and is a predicted model, not a curated record. Lineage: Eukaryota; Viridiplantae; Streptophyta; Magnoliopsida; Myrtales; Myrtaceae.